CAAGAGCGGCAGCAGCAAGAGAAGCAGCAGCAGCAAAAGCCGCAGCAGCAGCAAAAGCCGCAGCAGCAGCAAGGGCAGCGCUGCUGGCAGCAACAGAAGCCCCAGCGGCAGCCGCAGCAGAAGCAACAGCAAAAGCCCGGCCCCCAAAGACAGCAGCAGCCGCAGCAACAGCAGAAGCCCCAGCCACAGCAGCAGCAGGAGCCGCAGCGGCAGCAGGAGCCGCAGCGGCAGCCCCAGCAGCAGCAAAAGAAGCCCCAGCCGCAGCAGCAGCAAACGGAGCCCCAGCCACAGCAGCAGCAAGAGAAGCCGCAGCGGCAGCGUAGCAGCAAGCGGCAGCAGGAGCCCCAGCCGCAGCAGCAGCAAGAGAAGCCCCAGCCGCAGCAGCAGCAAGAGGAGCCCCAGCCGCAGCAGCAGCAAGAGGAGCCCCAGCCGCAGCAGCAGCAAGAGAAGCCCCAGCCGCAGCAGCAGCAAAAGGAGCCCCAGCGGCAGCGCAGCAGCAAGCCGCAGCAGGAGCCCCAGCCGCAGCAGCAGCAAGAGAAGCCCCAGCGGCAGCGUAGCAGCAAGCGGCAGCAGAAGCCCCAGCCGCAGCAGCAGCAAAAGGAGCCCCAGCCGCAGCAGCAGCAAACGGAGCCCCAGCAACAGCAGCAGCAAACGGAGCCCCAGCAACAGCAGCAGCAAAAGGAGCCGCAGCCCAAGCGGCAGCGUAGCAGCAAGCGGCAGCAGGAGCCCUAG
Molecule: messenger RNA, 732 nt
Organism: Eimeria necatrix
Lineage: Eukaryota; Apicomplexa; Conoidasida; Eucoccidiorida; Eimeriidae
Exons: 1
Source: RefSeq, a predicted model, not a curated record